This is a messenger RNA of Chlorella variabilis, 4588 nucleotides long. RefSeq lists its product as hypothetical. Gene Ontology annotation, biological process: mRNA splicing, via spliceosome. The transcript is spliced from 27 exons. The record is from RefSeq and is a predicted model, not a curated record. Bases 7 to 4524 code for a protein of 1505 amino acids. Lineage: Eukaryota; Viridiplantae; Chlorophyta; Trebouxiophyceae; Chlorellales; Chlorellaceae. Gene Ontology annotation, cellular component: catalytic step 2 spliceosome. Gene Ontology annotation, molecular function: helicase activity; mRNA binding.
CUCACCAUGGCCGAUAUCAGCGCCGAUAAGCUCACUCUACUCGCCAAGGAGAACUGGUCGGCGGGUGCAGCAGGCGAUGAUGGCAAGCGACCGGCAUACAAGGCUGAGCUGGUGGCCCAGAUCUAUCGCGAGGAGCUGGGCGGUGACAGCAACAAGCCGCCUACCAACCGCAGGGUCCAGCUGCUGGAGAUCAGCCAGUACCUGGAGAACUACUUGUGGCCGCACUUUGAGGCAGGCAUGGCGGGCUCGGCCGCCUACCAGCACCUCAUGAGCAUGGUGGUGAUGGUCAAUCAGAAGUUUAGGGAGCAGGUGCCCGGCUGGGCCUGCUUUCAGCAGCAAAACAAGGACUUCCCCACUUUCUUCCAACACGUGCUGAUGGUGAAGACGGAACAAGAGGCGGGCGGGCGCAUGCGAAUGCAUGAGAAGGUGGCCUACUUGGUGUUUGCUAUCAAUGCUUUCCAGUCGCUGGAGGACGAGGCGGUGCGGGCGCAGGUGCUGCGUCUGGUCAGCCUGCCGCUGUGGCACGCACUGAGCAGGGGCAGGCUGCAGCUGGAGCUGCACGACCAGCCGCAGCUGGCCAAGCACUGGCGGCACCUGGCCAAGAAGGAAGCCAAGGCGGCACAGCAGGAGGGCCAUGUUCCUGUCCACCAGCGCCCCGAGGCCACCUUCCUGCCAGGCAAGCCCUGGCCCCAAGCCGGCCAAUCCAGUCUGCUGACCGAGUACCUGGAGGUGCUUUCGGCCGUCGUGCCCGAGGAGCAGGCGAUGGAGGAGGAUGGGCAGGAGGCGGCAGUAGGUGGCAGCGGCAAGCUGGACCGCCAGGCGCUGCUCUACUGCGAGCGGUUUGUGGAGUUCCUGACUGACCUGCUAUCGCAGCUUCCCACUCGCCGGUUUGUGCAUGCCGUGCUGGAGGACCGUGCCGUUCUUGUCAAGUGCUACAUGUCGCGCCUUUACACACAUCCAGAGGGCCGCCUCUAUGUGCAGCUGGUGGAUCUGCUACGUUUUUACCUGUCUUUCCCCAUCCACGACCACACCGGCGACCCGUUGAGCGAGGAGGAUGUGACCGCGGCACACUAUGAGCAUGUGCAGCAGCUGCAGCGCCUCUUCUUCAAGCAUGUGCCCAAGCUGCGCGAGUUGGCUCUGGCAAAUUGUGGCACUGUUGAGAAGCGUGAGGUGCUGCGCAAGGAGCUGGCGGCGCUGAACCCUGAGGAGCUUCGCUUCCUGGUCACGCGCCAGCUCAGGUGUGCGGCUGUGGAUGGGCUGGUGUCUGACGACGACCCCUGGGCUGAUGAUGCGGGCUUCCUGGCGGAGGUCAUGAUUGCCACCUACGAGCACCGCCGCUCACAAGCGGAGACGAUCAACGAGAUGCCACUGUACCCCACUGAGGCGGUGCUGUUUGAUGAGAACCAGGUUCCCACGAUGCAUUACACAGGGGAGGGCGUGCUGGCCCUGCCCAAGCUUAACCUGCAGUUCCUCACCUUUGCCGACUACAUGCUGCGCAACUUCAACCUGUUCCGCCUGGAGGCAACCUACGAGAUACGGGAGGACAUUGCUGACGUUCUCAAGCGCGUGGGGCCCUACCUCGGCGACGACGAGCGGGUCGGGUUCAGCGGGUGGGCGCGCAUGGCUCAGCUCAUUGACAAAUUUGCUGUCACCGAGGUGCGCAAGCCCAAGGUGGGCGAGAACAAGCCGGCUGCAGUCACAGCCGAGAUCACCAUCAACCUGGCCACCCUACGGCCCGAUGUGCGGGCAGAGUGGGACGAGUUGAAGCAGCACGAUGUGCUCUUCCUCCUCACUAUCCGCCCCCCCGACUCCAUCACGGCCAACUACAUGGCGCAGUCCGGACAGGGCGUCGGCAAGGAGGGCGGCGUGGGUGUGAUGGAGCGGUCAGGACUGCAGUAUGUGCGCGGCUGCGAGGUGAUCGAGCUUCGUGAUGAGGAUGGCAAGCUGAUGAACGACUUCACAGGACGUGUGCGCCUGGACGAGCGCACGCCGCCGGUGGGCGCUAUCCGCACCGUCACUGUGGCCCUGGACACUGCCCAGUACCAGAUGGACAUGAACUACCUUGCCAAGCAGCAGCAGGGGGGCGGCGCCAGCGAGGACGUGUAUGGCACCUUCAACAUGCUCAUGCGCCGCAAGGCCAAGGAGAACAAUUUCAAAGCGGUGCUGGAGUCAAUCCGCGACCUCAUGAAUGAGGACUGCGUGCUGCCGCCCUGGCUGCACGACAUCCUGCUGGGCUAUGGCGACCCCGGUGCCGCGCAGUACAAGCACAUGGAUGGCUGCCUGCAGACUGUGGACUUCAAGGAUACUUUCCUGGAUGCUGACCACGUGCGCGAGGCAUUCCCAGGGUGGAAGAUUGAGUUUCGGAACGGCAGCCGCAGCCCGCAGCUUGAGCGCCCCUUCCGCAUCACCUUCCCCCCGCUUAAAGAGGAGGAGGAGGCGGUAGGCGGCAAGGUCAAGCGCAAGCCGGCAGAUGAUGGCGCGGCGGAGCAAGCGGCAGGCAGCAAGGGCAAGCUGGUGGUAGAGUCGUACACGCCAGUUGACCCAGGCCCAUACCCGCAGGACCUGCCGCCGCAGAACCGCGUGCGCUUCACGCCGGUGCAGACACAGGCCAUCAUGAGUGGGGUGCAGCCUGGGCUGACCAUGGUGGUGGGCCCACCAGGCACGGGCAAGACGGACACGGCGGUGCAGAUCAUGCACAUCUUGUACCACAACUGCCCCAGCCAGCGCACGCUGGUGGUCACCCACUCUAACCAGGCCCUGAAUGAUCUGUUCAGCAAGAUUGUCGAGCGCGACGUGCCGGCCCGCUACCUGCUGCGCCUGGGCAUGGGUGAGGCCGAGCUGGAGACAGACCUGGACUUCAGCCGGGUGGGGCGCGUCAACGCCAUGCUGGCGCGCAGGCUAGAGUUGCUAGCAGAGGUUGAACGUCUGGCUAAGUUGCUCAAGGUGAGCGAGAGCGUGGCAUACACGUGCGAGACGGCAGGCCACUUCUGGCUGCUGCACGUGCUGGCACGGUGGGAGAAGUUUGUGGCACAGUGCAGCACCAGCAAGAGUGCAGACUGCGUAAAAGAGCUCUUUCCUUUCACCGAAUUCUUUGCUGACGCGGCUCAGCCGCUGUUCAAGGGGGAGCGGUACGAGGAGGACAUGGAGAAGGCGCAGGGUUGCUUCCGCCACCUGCGCACCAUGUUCCGCGAGCUGGAGGAGAUUCGGCCCUUUGAGCUGCUCAAGUCUAGCGCCGACCGCGUCAACUACCUGAUGACCAAGCAGGCCAAAAUCGUGGCCAUGACUUGCACUCAUGCAGCUCUCAAGCGCAAGGAGUUUCUGGAGCUGGGUUUCAAGUACGACAACCUGCUGAUGGAGGAGAGUGCUCAGAUCUUGGAGAUUGAGACGUUCAUCCCCGUGCUGCUGCAGCGCCAGGAGGACGGCCACAACCGGCUGAAGCGCGUGAUCCUAAUUGGCGAUCACCACCAGCUGCCCCCAGUGGUGAAAAACAUGGCGAUCCAGCAGUACAGCCAUCUGGACCAGUCCCUGUUCACCCGGUUCAUCCGCCUGGGGACACCCUACAUCGAGCUCAAUGCGCAGGGACGAGCACGUCCCACGCUGGCCAAGCUGUACAAUUGGCGGUAUCGCGACCUGGGCGAUCUGCCCUCUGUCAGCCAGGAGCCCGCCUUUGUGACCGCCAACCCUGGCUUUGCGCUCGACUUCCAGCUUGUCGACGUUCCGGACUUCAAUGGCCGCGGCGAGAGCUGCCCGCUGCCCUACUUCUAUCAGAACCUGGGCGAGGCCGAGUACCUGGUGUCUGUGUACCAGUACAUGCGCCUGCUGGGGUACCCCGCACACAAAGUUUCCGUCCUCACCACAUACAACGGACAAAAGGCGCUGCUGCGCGAUGUGUUUGAGCGGCGCUGCGCACACCACCCCGCCUUUGGUCGGCCCGCAAAGGUAACCACUGUUGACAAGUUUCAGGGGCAGCAGAAUGACUAUGUGCUGCUCAGCCUGGUGCGCACCAACCACUUUGGCCACCUGCGUGAUGUGCGCCGCCUUGUGGUGGCCAUGUCCCGUGCUCGUCUGGGCCUGUACGUGUUUGGCCGUGCAAACCUCUUUUCCAACUGCUACGAGCUGCAGCCGACGUUCAGCCAGCUGCUCGCACGGCCGCUGCAGCUAGCGCUGGUGCCAGGGGAGCAUUAUGGACACUGCAGCCGGAAGCUGGACGCAGUGCCGCCGGUGCAGCUGGUCAGCGGCGUGGAGCAGAUGGCGGGGAUCGUGCAGUUCAUGUGCCAGCAGUGGGAGGAGGCGGCGGCGGCCUGGGCCCGCAGUAGUGCGGUGCAGGGCGGGAGCGACGUGGCAGCGGUUGCAGCUGGUGCAGUGGAGCAGGCGUUGCAUGCUACCGCGCCGGCAGGGGAGGGGCAGGAGGGAGACGGUGAGGAGGGCGAGGAGGAGGAGGGCGGCAGCGAGGAGGAGGGCAGCAGCGGAGUGGAUGAAGAGGAGGAGCAGCAAGUAGGAACCGCGCCCAUGCAGCAGGGCUGACAAACCUGCAUUGCAGCCCGGCCGGUUUCACAAACUGUUGGCACCACUGUAAGCAAGGGGCAUC